UUCAGUUGUCUGUCACAGACAAGCACUCAGCACCAACUCAUCAGAAGAAGAAACUCUCUCUCUUUCUCUCUCUCUUUGUGGAAUACUUUUGUGUGUAGAUUGGUAGAUUUAAAUGGGUUCAUCAUUAACAGCAACAGAGAUUAGUAAUCAUAGUUAUGAUUAUUCAUUUAAGAUCUUGUUAGUUGGUGAUUCUGGUGUUGGUAAGAGUAGUAUUCUUGUUAGUUUCAUCUCUAACACUACUGAAGAUCUUUCACCUACUAUUGGUGUUGAUUUUAAAAUCAAGAUGUUCUCAGUUGGUGGGAAGAAGCUUAAGCUAACAAUUUGGGACACAGCUGGACAGGAGAGAUUCAGGACAGUAACAAGUUCUUAUUAUAGAGGUGUUCAAGGAGUCAUUCUUGUCUAUGAUGUGACAAAGCGGGAAACAUUUACAAACUUGUCAGACUCAUGGGCGAAGGAUGUCCAGUUAUAUUGCACUAAUCCAGCUUGUGUCAAAAUGCUCGUUGGGAAUCAGGUUGACAGGGAAAGUGAAAGGGCUGUAACUAGAGAAGAGGGCUCUGCCCUUGCACAAGAAAUGGGAUGCUUAUUUCUCGAGUGUAGCGCAAAAACUCAACGAAAUGUUCAACAGUGCUUCGAGGAACUUGCUCUAAAGAUAUUGGAAGUUCCUAGUUUGUUGGAAGAAGGAUCUACUGUAGUGAAGAGGAACAUUUUGAAACAUAAAGAAAGCCAGGCACAUCCAAGAGGACGUUGUUGCGCUUGAAGAGCUGAACAGGAACGUGGUAAAUACAGAAAAGCACAAUCGAUAUGUAAAUCAUAUAGAUUGUCCCAUGCUAGAUUGUCGGUAUGAAUACGUACAGUUUUUAUAUGGACAGAAAUGAGUUUUGGCGUUAAAGCAGCAGCUUGAACUUUAUGUAAAUGAUGUUUUGCUUUUUUGUUAAAUCUGAUUGUUGUCUCUAUUUUCUGUACCCCAAAGAAAGUACACUGGGAAGGGAGGUGGCUGGCUAGACGGCAGAGUUUUCUGUAAAUUUGUCUUUUUCUUUUCCUUCUUUUGUUGUUCAAAAUCUUUAAGAAACUGGUUUCAGGUUUCUUGUAAAUGAAAAAUCGAAGUUUGUUUGUUCC
This is a messenger RNA of Papaver somniferum (opium poppy), 1116 nucleotides long. Its product is annotated as ras-related protein RABC2a-like. The transcript is spliced from 6 exons. The coding region runs from base 113 to 757 and encodes 214 amino acids. Gene Ontology annotation, molecular function: GTP binding; GTPase activity. NCBI's taxonomy places the organism in Eukaryota, Viridiplantae, Streptophyta, Magnoliopsida, Ranunculales, Papaveraceae. The record is from RefSeq and is a predicted model, not a curated record.